UUGGGGAGUUUUUAGAGAGAAGUUUUUUUUUUUUUUUUUUUAACUCUUAAUAUUUUUUUUAACUAACGGAUUAUUGUUGUUGUUUUAAAUUUAGCUCCCGGGGCUUAGCUGUUUGGGUUCGCGCCCCGUCGCUGGCUCCCGUGCACGGGGCCGGGCCAGGCCGAGCGGCGCGAACCCGGCCUGGUCUCCACCGCGCCGAGAAGCGAAAGCGGACCGAGCCGCGGCCGCCGCCUGUCCGCCCCGCGCCGCGCGGCCCAGCAUGUUCGCGGCCGGGGUGGCGCCCUUCUACGCCUCCAGCUUCGGCCUCUGGUCGGCCGCCUACUGCGCCCCGGCCGGCCCGGGCGGCUGCGCCUUCCCCGCCGACCCGGCCGCCAAGAAGCCGUCGUUCUGCAUCGCCGACAUCCUGCACGCGGGCGCGGCGGAGCCGGGCGCGGGCCCCGAGGCGCUGGCCGGGGUCUCGGCAGCCGCGCUGGCCGCGCACCUGGGCUCCGCGCACCCGCACGCGCCCUUCCCGGCGGCCGCCAGGUCCCCGCUGAGGCCCACGCCGGUGGUGGCGCCCCCGGAGGGGCCCGCCGGCUUCCCGCAGCGCCUGUCCCCGCUCCCCGUUGCCUUCCACGCGCGGCCCGCGCCGCCGCCGCCCGCGCCCCGGCCCGGCGCCCUGCAGCCCCCGGGCCCGGGGCCCCGCGCGGGCGGGCACCUCGGCGCCUCCACCCCGGCGCCCUCCAGCAAGGACCUCAAGUUUGGCAUCGACCGCAUUUUGUCGGCGGAGUUCGACCCCAAAGUGAAGGAAGGCAACACGCUGAGAGACCUGACCUCGCUGCUGGCCGGCGGGCGCCCUACCGGAGUGCACCUCUCGGCUCUGCAGCCCUCCGCCGGCCAGUUCUUCGCGUCCCUGGAGCCCAUGAACGAGGCCUCCGCUCUGCUCAGCCCCUUAAGCUCCAACCCCAGAAAUUCAGUUCAGCAUCAAUUCCAGGACACGUUUCCAGGUCCCUAUGCGGUGCUCACCAAGGACACCAUGCCUCAGACGUACAAGAGGAAACGCUCGUGGUCCCGCGCGGUCUUUUCCAACCUGCAGCGGAAAGGCCUGGAGAAAAGGUUUGAGAUCCAGAAGUACGUGACCAAGCCGGACCGAAAGCAGCUGGCAGCGAUGCUGGGCCUCACGGACGCACAGGUGAAGGUGUGGUUCCAGAACCGGCGGAUGAAGUGGCGGCACUCCAAGGAGGCCCAGGCACAGAAGGGCAAGGACAAGGAGGCUGGGGAGAAGCCUUCGGGAGGAGCCCCGGGCGAAGGCGACCAGGACGAGAGGAGCCCCAGCCGCUCGGAGGGGGAGCCGGAGAGCGAGAGCAGCGACGCCGAGUCCCUGGACAUGGCGCCCAGCGACACGGAGCGGACUGAGGGGGCCGAACGGCCUCUGCACCCGACCACGGUCAUCAAGGCCUCGACCGCUGCUGCCCUGGUCACGGCGGGCGGUGGCGGCACUUUUGGCUUCAGCAGCCCAAGCGGCCUCGGGGGCACCAGCGCCAGCACCAGUGUGGGCAGCGGCACCUCGGAGCUGCUCCCUGAGCCCCAGGCCACCGGUGGCAGCUGCGCUCCCCAAAGCCCUGUGCCCAGCCAGGCCCCGCCGGGCGGCUUAUAGACAGAGGACAGGGACCCGGCCGAGGCAGCUUCCGGGCAGGCUGGACUCUGCCUGCUCCAAGUUGUCUGGGGACUCGCUGGAGGUGGCGCCGGCCCCUUCCCCUCUGUCAGGCCCGUGCCUGGCCCUGCUCUUGGCCAGAGCAGCUCCCCCUGGGAAAUGCCGGACUGAACUGCCCCUCCUUGUGCCCACUGGGGUCAAGGCAUAGAGAAGUGCUGCACUUAGCAGGCCUGAAACCUGUAAAUAAAAUGUUUACUACGGUUUGUAAAA
Molecule: messenger RNA, 1903 nt
Organism: Heterocephalus glaber (naked mole-rat)
Lineage: Eukaryota; Metazoa; Chordata; Mammalia; Rodentia; Bathyergidae
Gene: Hlx
Product: H2.0 like homeobox
Biological process (GO): regulation of DNA-templated transcription
Molecular function (GO): sequence-specific DNA binding; DNA-binding transcription factor activity, RNA polymerase II-specific
Source: RefSeq, a predicted model, not a curated record